UGCCUCCCUGGCUUAGUCAUGGCGAAGCUGGAGACACUGCCUGUGCGUGCUGACCCAGGGCGGGAUCCCCUCCUGGCCUUUGCCCCACGGCCCUCUGAGCUUGGACCCCCAGACCCACGCCUGGCCAUGGGCAGUGUGGGCAGUGGGGUGGCCCAUGCCCAAGAGUUUGCCAUGAAGAGCGUGGGCACCCGCACAGGGGGUGGGGGCAGCCAGGGCAGUUUCCCAGGCCCCCGCAGCAGUGGCAGUGGGGCCAGCAGGGAGAGGCCAGGCCGCUACCCCUCAGAGGACAAGGCUCUUGCCAACUCCCUCUACCUCAACGGCGAGCUGCGGGGCAGUGACCACACUGAUGUCUGCGGCAACGUGGUGGGCAGCAGCGGGGGCAGCAGCAGCAGCGCUGGCAGUGACAAGGCCCCGCCACAGUAUCGUGAGCCCAACCACCCACCCAAGCUCCUGGCCACCUCUGGCAAGCUAGACCAGUGUUCAGAGCCACUAGUUCGGCCAUCGGCCUUCAAGCCUGUUGUACCCAAGAACUUCCACUCCAUGCAGAACUUGUGCCCCCCGCAGACCAAUGGGACUCCUGAGGGACGACAGGGCCCUGGUGGCCUCAAGGGUGGACUGGACAAGUCUCGGACGAUGACCCCAGCGGGCGGGAGUGGGGGCGGCCUCUCAGACUCAGGCCGGAACUCACUCACAAGCCUGCCCACCUACAGCUCCAGCUAUAGCCAGCACCUGGCGCCCCUCAGUGCCUCCACCAGCCACAUCAACCGCAUCGGCACCGCCAGCUACGGUAGCGGCAGUGGUGGCAGCAGCGGUGGGGGAUCGGGCUACCAGGACCUGGGGGCCUCCGACAGUGGGCGGGCCUCCAGCAAGAGCGGGUCCUCGUCAUCCAUGGGGCGGCCAGGCCACCUGGGAUCUGGGGAGGGGGGAGGUGGGGGCCUGCCGUUCGCGGCCUGCUCCCCACCCUCGCCCAGUGCCCUGAUCCAGGAGCUGGAGGAGCGGCUGUGGGAGAAGGAGCAGGAGGUGGCCGCUCUGCGGCGCAGCCUGGAGCAGAGCGAGGCGGCGGUGGCCCAGGUCCUGGAGGAGCGGCAGAAGGCAUGGGAGCGCGAGCUGGCUGAGCUGCGGCAGGGCUGUCCCUGGGCCGUGCGAGAUGAACCACGUCUGUCCUGAGUCCAAGCAGGGAACCCCGAGCGUCACUGCUGCAGGGUCUGAUGGGGGAAGAAGCUUGGAGCCAGACUGGCGGCUGGGUUGGUGGGCAGAGCUCUGCCUUCACGUGCUUCUCUCGCCUGCCCCGUCCAGGUGUGCCAGAAGGCUGGCGAGAUCUCCCUCCUGAAGCAGCAGCUGAAGGACUCGCAGGCGGACGUGUCGCAGAAGCUGAGUGAGAUCGUGGGGCUGCGCUCGCAGCUGCGGGAGGGCCGGGCCUCGCUGCGGGAGAAGGAGGAGCAGCUGCUCAGCCUGAGGGACUCCUUCGGCAGCAAGCAGGCCAGCCUGGAGCUGGGCGAGGGCGAGCUGCCCGCUGCCUGCCUCAAGCCCGCGCUGACCCCGGUGGACCCGGAGUAUGAUUUCUCAGGUCUUCACAGCCCUAAGGAGGUACGGACAAGGAGUGUGCUAAUCAUGACACAGCUCUUCUGUCCAGGCUCAGGGAGCUUUGCCCCCCCCCCCAACCCAGCUCCAUCCAUUGGCCUCUUCGAGUGA
Molecule: messenger RNA, 1692 nt
Organism: Carlito syrichta (Philippine tarsier)
Lineage: Eukaryota; Metazoa; Chordata; Mammalia; Primates; Tarsiidae
Gene: LZTS3
Product: leucine zipper tumor suppressor family member 3
Exons: 5
Biological process (GO): regulation of dendritic spine morphogenesis
Cellular component (GO): dendritic spine
Source: RefSeq, a predicted model, not a curated record